Podarcis raffonei (Aeolian wall lizard) is the source of this 1479-nucleotide messenger RNA. It is a transcript of the gene TOLLIP, whose product is annotated as toll interacting protein. Gene Ontology annotation, cellular component: cytoplasm. Bases 541 to 1386 code for a protein of 281 amino acids. The record is from RefSeq and is a predicted model, not a curated record. Gene Ontology annotation, biological process: ubiquitin-dependent protein catabolic process. Gene Ontology annotation, molecular function: ubiquitin binding; ubiquitin conjugating enzyme binding. The transcript is spliced from 7 exons. Lineage: Eukaryota; Metazoa; Chordata; Lepidosauria; Squamata; Lacertidae.
CAGGCCCUUAGCUUAAAGUCCGCUGUGGUGGGAAAUGGCGGUGACUUUUUAAUAAGCGGGGCGGGGCUAGUGACGUUAAUAACGGCCCAUUAAAGCAAAACGUUUCUAAAAUAUUCAGCCGCCCCUGCGGAGCCGUUUCUGUCAUUCGGCACAUCCUCGGCAACGGGCCCCAGAUACUAAAGAAAUCCGUGUGGGUGCGCACACGCCUUAGACGGCAGCAGGCUCAGGGAUUCCCAUCGUGUGCGGCGAAAAGGGGAUGAGAGGAUAAAGGAUGAGAGGCGCGCGACGGCGGCAGUUUGAGAACGGAACCUCCUCUGGCCUGCGCCUGCGCGUGAUCACGUAACGGUUCUUACGGCGGCGUCUACUGAGGGUGAGGGGCGGGGUGGGAUCCUCCAAGCGCACGCGCAGUGCCGGAUAGCGGUGGACUGGGGGCGUGGCCAGACGGUAAGGAAGGGGGAAUCAGCUGACUCUGCCGCGUCGGAUUGAGGGACGUUUCAUCGGCGGAAGGAGGGACGACCACCUCGGUUUGAGGGAGGUGCCAUGGCGACCACUGUUAGCACUCAGAGGGGCCCGGUGUAUAUUGGUGAACUUCCUCAAGAUUUCCUUCGCAUCACCCCAACUCAGCAACAGCAACAGAUCCAAUUGGAUGCUCAAGCAGCUCAACAAUUACAGUACGGAGGAGCAAUGGGUACUGUUGGGAGACUGAGCAUCACUGUAGUGCAGGCAAAAUUGGCAAAAAACUAUGGCAUGACACGCAUGGAUCCAUACUGCAGAAUACGACUUGGCUAUGCUGUCUAUGAAACUCCCACAGCUCACAAUGGAGCCAAGAAUCCCCGAUGGAACAAAGUUAUUCAGUGCACUGUUCCACCUGGAGUGGAUUCUUUCUAUCUGGAAAUCUUUGACGAGCGAGCAUUUUCAAUGGAUGAUCGCAUUGCUUGGACGCACGUUACUAUUCCUGAAUCACUGAAACAAGGAAAGGUAGAAGAUGAAUGGUAUAGCCUGAGUGGAAGGCAAGGAGAUGACAAAGAAGGAAUGAUUAAUCUGGUCAUGUCUUAUACAUCCUUACCAGCUGCCAUGAUGAUGCAGCCUCAGCCAGUGGUCCUGAUGCCCACAGUGUAUCAGCAAGGAGUUGGAUAUGUGCCUAUAGCAGGGCUUGAAUACUUGGCUCUGGGAAUGCCUACCGUUUGUAACCCAGGCAUGGUACCUGUGGCAGUUCCACCUCCCGCUGUCAACCCUCAGCAUGUAUGUAAUGAAGAGGAUUUAAAAUCUAUCCAGGACAUGUUCCCCAACAUGGACAGAGAAGUAAUCCGUUCAGUGCUAGAGGCCCAGAGAGGGAACAAGGAUGCUGCUAUCAAUUCCUUGCUUCAAAUUGCAGAGGAAUCUUAGACCAUCUGCUCAUUUUCCAUCUUCAUUGUUACCCUUACUUUUGAUUUGCCAAGCCCAGGGAUUUAGGUAGAGGAAGAAUUUCCUGAGAAAGCA